Molecule: messenger RNA, 674 nt
Organism: Drosophila erecta
Lineage: Eukaryota; Metazoa; Arthropoda; Insecta; Diptera; Drosophilidae
Gene: Vm26Aa
Product: vitelline membrane protein Vm26Aa
Exons: 1
Coding region: 124-552 (142 amino acids)
Source: RefSeq, a predicted model, not a curated record
GAUUGGACAGCUAUAUAACAGGCCCCAAUGCCUGGGAUUGGCAUCAGUCACCUUUGGUAACUACCAGCAGCCCAACCAGCUCCCAUCCGCCUCCAGCUCAAUCUUCAAACACCAACAAUCAAGAUGAAAUCCUUCGUGUGCAUCGCUCUGGUCGCCUUCGCCGCCGCCGCUCUGGCUUCGCCCACCAAUGUGGCUUCGGCCACCGGCUCCACUGGCACCACGGUGACCACCCAGGACGGUGAGCUGGAGGGAGUGACCGGACAGGGAUUCGGUGACCUGACCCGUCUCCGCAAGUCCGCCUACGGUGCCAGCUCCGGCGGCUAUGGCGGCUCCAGCAUCCCAGCUCCUCCCUGCCCCAAGAACUACCUGUUCAGCUGCCAGCCCAACCUCGCCCCGGUGCCCUGCAGCGCUCCCGCCCCCAGCUACGGAUCCGCCGGCGCCUACUCCUCCCCGGUGGCCACCUACGUCGCCCCCAGCUACGGCGUGCCCCAGCACCAGCAGCAGCUCUUCGGCGCCGCCUACGUGCCACAGACCUACGGCUACCAGUACUGAGCACCAGCUCCUUACGACUGCGAUGACGCCCAAGGACCACGAACCGAUCGCCGAGAAACAUAAGCUUUGAUGGACUUAACAAAAAAUAUACCCAAAAAUAUGAACUGCAAUGAAAUCACUAA